Molecule: messenger RNA, 1123 nt
Organism: Ceraceosorus guamensis
Lineage: Eukaryota; Fungi; Basidiomycota; Exobasidiomycetes; Ceraceosorales; Ceraceosoraceae
Exons: 1
Coding region: 114-995 (293 amino acids)
Source: RefSeq, a predicted model, not a curated record
CGGGCGCUGAAGCUACCGCUCCGGCUCAGUCCACGGAGCCUCUAGCGAUCGCUGGACCCUCCUCGCGUCUGAAGCGGCGUGCGGCCACGGCACGAACUUCGGACGUGUGGGAUAUGGCGUUCGGUGGAUCCAAGGGCGCUCCGAUGGGCGCUUCAGUAGGCGCUGCGGAUAAUGGUGGAUCUUUUGCUAGUGGAUCGCUCGCUGCGAACACACAAGGAGAGCUCAAGAGUAAACGCUUCCGGAUGCAUUUGAACGAGACUGAUGCAAGAGAGACAGAACAGCAGGAUCUGCGGCUUCGGGAGGCCGAUACGCAACAGGCAGAUCAAUCGGCAUUCUCUCAGUCUCCACAGACGCAAGACGCUGAGCCGGCACGGAGAAGAAGAUCGCGCCCGCCUGACUCCUCUUUCCAAUGCGCAGUGGAGUCACUGCAGGAUGCGGUAGUAGUGUCAAGUGACUCACAAGAUUGGGGUGCAUCCAACGAUGCGCAGAGGCGCAAGCGGCCAACGAACGACGUAGAGCGUGCAAGGGUCGGUGCUUCGAGCGAGGCCCGUGGCACGUCAGCUUCGGAUGCCCAGUCCUUCUUCAUUCGCGAGAAAGGUGGCAAAGCGGGCAUCGCUCCCGGCCAAAAACCUGACCGCGACGAGGUCUUCUUGCAAGCCCUUUCAACUGGCAGUCGCACGAAGUUCGACAAAUUUGAUCAAGAAUUCAACAAGCUUCGCAUUGCUAGACCUCAGUAUGCCGGUGGAUCGCUUGCCACCACACACUUUGUCAAUCAAGAGGAAGCCGACGACCAGAUGUUCGAAGCUUUCAAGCUUGCUCGAGCGGAAGAGCUUGACGACUUGUUCUCCGUUUCUCAUGGCAACUUCGUAGCGGUUGACUUUGUACCUCUCAUCAAAAGGAGGGAACAGAGACCUGCUUCCACUACAAUUGAUGGCAGACCGAACUUCAAAAAGUUCAAGCAGGUAAGAGGCUGUGCUUCUUUUUGGCCAAUGUGAUCUUGGAACUGACGCGCCUUCGUCUGACUCCAGACGGAACGGCCCAAACGCGUGCCGAUCGCCCUAGAAACCGCCAGUGGUCCCGGAGAGAUGUUUGGUGAUCCUGGUGAGUAGGUUGGCAGACUAUA